CCCGUGACAGACCUCACGUGAGGCGCGGUAGGAACUGUACAUUCACUCUAAUUUUCUGAUAUUUUAUCACACGCUUUUUCAGCAUGCACCAAACGCAUGAGCUAGAGCUUUUCCCCGACCACAGCGUGACUCAAAUGCUUUUCAAAGAGGUCAAAAAUGCUGCAGAGUUGAGACAAAGUGCCGUGGAGGGUAAAAUAAAUGGGGCUUUGAUCAACCCUACAAUGCUGGUGAGUCCUUUCCAAGUGCUGGUAGCUGCCAAUAAAGCUGUUCACUUACAGAAAAUUGGAAAGAUGAAGACUAGAAGUUUAUACUCAGAGAUUAUCUUCAACCUGUCACCUACUAAUAAUAUCUCAGAGGCCUUCAAAAGGUUUGGGAUCUCAGAUGGUGAUGAUUCUGUAAUGGUGGUCUUGGUCCACAACAAAGACGAGUCGCAGCAUCUGGCAGACAUCACAGCAAAGGUGGAUGGACGGCAGGUUCCUGUGGAAGAUCUUUCCUCGCUGUCAGACUCUGCGAAGAUCAAAAAGCUGUAUAAAGUCACUCCAGAGGAGGAGAAGUGUGGAACUCUACUGGAUGCAACUGUAUGCAGAAUGGCCACCAAGGAUGUCAUGUAGCAACAAGAAAUAAAACCAGAACUUUUCUUAUA
Toxotes jaculatrix (banded archerfish) is the source of this 643-nucleotide messenger RNA. RefSeq names its product Tp53rk binding protein (gene tprkb). The transcript is spliced from 4 exons. The record is from RefSeq and is a predicted model, not a curated record. Lineage: Eukaryota; Metazoa; Chordata; Actinopteri; Toxotidae. The coding region runs from base 84 to 611 and encodes 175 amino acids. Gene Ontology annotation, cellular component: EKC/KEOPS complex; cytosol; nucleus. Gene Ontology annotation, biological process: tRNA threonylcarbamoyladenosine modification; telomere maintenance via recombination.